AUGAAGUUCACCGUUGCUGCUGUCCUUGGCUUUGCCAUCACCGCUCUUGCCAGCCAGGGAGCCGACGAGCCCAAGGUCACCCAGGUCUCCUACCAUGAAGCUAAGGGACAGUGCACUACUGGCGAUAUCUAUUGCUGCAACAACAAGCACGAUGAGAAGACCGGCGGCCUUCUCAACUUGCUCAAUGAGGGCCUCAUCAAGAAUCUGGACGGCCAGAGUGACUCCAGCUGUGCCAGCACGAGCCUUAUCAAGGAGCUCAACUUGCUUGCCUUUGCCACCCAUGGCAAGGACGACAAGGACAGCUUCUGCAAGAACACCAUUGCCUGCUGCCCUGCUGGUGGAAAGUGUGAGGCCAUUAGCAACUAA
This is a messenger RNA of Aspergillus pseudotamarii, 366 nucleotides long. RefSeq lists its product as uncharacterized. Bases 1 to 366 code for a protein of 121 amino acids. Gene Ontology annotation, molecular function: structural constituent of cell wall. The record is from RefSeq and is a predicted model, not a curated record. NCBI's taxonomy places the organism in Eukaryota, Fungi, Ascomycota, Eurotiomycetes, Eurotiales, Aspergillaceae. Gene Ontology annotation, cellular component: fungal-type cell wall. The transcript is spliced from 3 exons.